AUGGACUUUCUCAAAUCCGCCGUCGCUUCUGCCAUCGCCAAAUCCAGCUCCUUUCCAGUCACCAUUGGAGACCGUAUUGAUUUCGGAGACUCUAUUUGGAUCCUACACAAUGCGAUCAAGAAGGACGACAACUCGCCGUGCUGCCUGUUCAACUUCGAUAUUCAUGCCAACAAGGCUCUGCUGCCCCUAGCCAAAAAUGCCGCCCGAAAACUGCGGACGAUACGACACCCCGGAGUGAUACGGGUGAUCGAUGUGAUCGAAAACGAGACAAACAUCUACAUCAUCACGGAGAAAGUCACUCCGUUGGCCUGGCAUAUCAGGCGCAAGAGCCUGAGUGAAGAGACUAUAAAAUGGGGAUUGUACAGUGUUUCUUCUACACUGAAGUUCAUCAACAACGACGCCUCUUCUGUGCACGGUGCAGUACGCAUUACCUCAGUGUUCACGAGUGAGAGCGGCGAAUGGAAGCUGGGAGGGUUUGAAGUGCUGAGUUCUAUGAAUGACGACGAUGCGAUUAUUUACAACUAUGGAAGUUCCUUGCCAAACUCGAAUACUUAUGCCCCGCCCGAAGUGGUCAAUGGCGGCUGGUCCGCUAUCAAGAAGAAUCCCCUGGGGGCUCCGGACGCCUACGGUCUUGGGACUCUUGUGUACGAAGCAUUCAACGGGAGUUUCGUGAGCAGCGACAGCCUAGCACAGCCAAAGAGUAUAUCGGCCAAUAUGGUCCCGAGCUAUCGGCGGCUCAUAAAUGCAAAUCCGAAGCUGAGGCUGAAUGCUGGGCAGUUUGUCGAGCAGGGAAAGAAGGUCGGAGGAUUCUUUGAGACUCCGCUUAUUCACAUCACCGAAGGAGCUGAGAGUCUUGGGUUGAAGAACGAGGAGGAACGGAACGAGUUCCUGAAGGAACUCGACAGCCUCACGGAUGACUUCCCGGAAGAUUUCUUCAAGAUGAAAAUCCUGCCCGAGCUGUUGAAGUCUGUUGAAUUCGGUGGCGGAGGACCCAGUGUCUUUGGAGCAAUCAUGAAAAUCGGGUUGAAAAUGUCCGACGACGAAUUCGAAUCACGCCUUGGGCCACUCAUUAUCCGUCUCUUCAAUAGUGCAGACCGGGCCAUGAGAGUAUGUUUGUUGGAUAACCUACCACUAAUGAUUGAUCGAAUACCUCAAAAAGAUGUGAAUGGCAAAAUCUGGCCUGCCAUGACGACUGGCUUCACCGACACAGCACCAGUCGUCAGGGAACAGACAGUCAAGGCCGUCCUCUCAGUGAUAUCCAAGCUAUCGGACAGGAUCAUCAAUGGAGAGCUCCUUCGGUUCCUCGCCAAAACAGCCAAUGACGAUCAGCCAGGAAUCAGGACUAACACCACGAUAUGCCUCGGGAAGAUUGCAAGAAAUCUAGGAGUUGGGUCACGGUCUAAGGUACUGAUUGCUGCGUUCGGCCGUUCUCUAAGAGAUCCUUUUGUACAUGCCCGAAGUGCAGCAUUGAUGGCCCUCAACGCCACAAUUGAUGUCUUCAGUGACGAUGAUUGCGCCACGAAAAUCUUGCCUGUCCUUUGCGUCAGUCUGGUCGACAAAGAAAAGAUAGUUCGUGACCAAGCCACCAAAGCAGUCGAUUCUUAUUUGGCGAGAGUUCGCAAAUAUGCAUCAUCUUUACCUGAAACGGCGCUUCCACCAGAGCCUGUCCCAGGAGCAGCCAAUGCCGCUGUUCCAGCGAGGAUCGGAAAUCAAAAUGACACCAGUUGGGCCGGUUGGGCAAUUUCCUCUUUCACAAACAAAAUGGCGGGGGCUAGAGGCGAGAUGGCUUCCACGGCGACGGCGAACGGAGCACCUUUGGCACAAACGCAAUCAAUGCCUGCUUCUGGACGCAACACACCCACCAUCAACGUUACAUCGGACAAACCGACAACUGGCCCAUCAAGAUCGCAAGCCUCGCAACCAGUGAAAAGCUCCGCACACGCGAUUGAGCCCGAAGCAGGUUGGGAGGAAGGGGACACGAUGGAUGCCUGGGGUACCAUAGAUGAUGAGGGAGAUAACUUCUUUGAUGCAUCACCCUCGCAACGUACAAACACGACCACCCCUGAACCUGCAGCUGCCUUUGAUGAUGGUGGCGAACCGGAUUUUGCUGGCUGGCUGGCUGCGCAGUCAAAAUCUAAAUCGCAGAAACCACUUCCAAAGGGCUUAUCCAAAGGUACUUCCGCAGCUUCAACGCUCAAUGUCCGUCCUGCGGGCCCAGCGAGAAGUGUUUCUGCGGGUGUUGGGACAACUGGGGCGAAUGCGAAGAGACCGGCCAUUUCGAGUACAAGGACGACACCCCCUGUAGCUGCAAAGAAAGAGAUCAAGAAAGAGGCACCCAAGCCUAAAGAGCCUGACAUCAAUGAUGAUGACUGGGGCGAGGCCUGGGAAUGA
Molecule: messenger RNA, 2391 nt
Organism: Fonsecaea nubica
Lineage: Eukaryota; Fungi; Ascomycota; Eurotiomycetes; Chaetothyriales; Herpotrichiellaceae
Exons: 3
Coding region: 1-2391 (796 amino acids)
Biological process (GO): tRNA export from nucleus; protein phosphorylation
Cellular component (GO): cytoplasm
Molecular function (GO): protein kinase activity; ATP binding
Source: RefSeq, a predicted model, not a curated record